GCCGGAGGAGGGGCGGGGUGGGAAUGCUCCCGAGAACACGGUGGCUGCACAGACAAAAAACCCCCGAAUGACUGGAGAGCGUUCCACGGUUAGCAGCCUUUGGGGGCCGAGCACGGAUUUGACAGCUCCACGACGCGAGGACAUCCGCUGACCCCGAGAGACGCAGGAGACCGCUGCUCGGAGAUCGCCUGUCAAGCACAGCCAGCGCUGUAAGGUUUCAACUUUCCAACUUUUUUUUUUUUUUUUUUUUUUUUUUGCCAGUCUCUGACCAGAAGACUGUGUCCCUUCGUAUCUUUUCUAGCUUGUAGACUGGUUGAAAGCCAUCAGUAGAAAAGACAUUUCUGGUUCCACAUGUCGCGCAGACGUGUGUUUUCAUGACUGUUUUUGAUUUUUGCAUUUGUCGUUUUAAAAAACACAAAGUGCUUUCGGUGACAUGCUGAAAGGUAACUGAAGACCGCGAGGAAAAGCUCCAGUUGUGAUGGCUGAAGGAGAGAAUGAAGUGAGAUGGGAUGGACUGUGCAGUAGAGAUUCAACUACUAGAGAGACAGCAAUGGAAAACAUUAGGCAAAUCGUUUUGAGAAAAACUGAGUACCUUCGUUCGUUGAAAGAGACACCUUGUCCUCCAUCAGACGGGCUUUCAAAUGCUGUUUCUUUGGAUGGGUUGAAUAAGCUUCUUGCUCAUCUGCUUAUGCUUUCUAAGAGGUGUCCCUUUAAAGAUGUAAGAGAGAAAAGUGAGUUUAUUCUGAAGAGCGUCCAGGAACUUGGAAUUAGAAUUCCUCGACCACUAGGACACGGACCAAGCAGAUUCAUCCCAGAAAAGGAGAUUCUCCAAGUGGGGAGUGAAGACGCACAGAUGCAUGCUUUAUUUGCAGAUUCUUUUGCUGCUUUAGGUCGUUUGGAUAAUAUUACGUUAGUGAUGGUUUUUCACCCACAGUAUUUAGAAAGUUUCCUAAAAACUCAACACUAUCUACUGCAAAUGGAUGGGCCAUUACCCCUACACUUUCGGCACUACAUUGGAAUAAUGGCUGCAGCAAGGCAUCAAUGCUCCUACUUAGUGAACCUCCAUGUAAAUGAUUUUCUUCAUGUUGGUGGGGACCCCAAGUGGCUUAAUGGUUUAGAGAAUGCACCUCAAAAGCUACAAAAUUUAGGAGAACUUAACAAAGUGUUAGCCCAUAGACCUUGGCUUAUUACCAAAGAACACAUUGAGGAACUUUUAAAAGCUGAAGAGCACAGCUGGUCCCUUGCAGAACUGGUACAUGCCGUAGUUCUACUCACACACUAUCAUUCUCUUGCCUCGUUCACAUUUGGCUGUGGAAUCAGUCCUGAAAUUCAUUGUGAUGGUGGCCACACAUUUAGACCUCCUUCUGUUAGUAACUACUGCAUCUGUGACAUUACAAAUGGUAAUCACAGUGUGGAUGAGAUGCAGGUCAACUCAGCAGGAAAUGUUUCGGUAAGCGAUUCCUUCUUUGAGGUAGAAGCCCUCAUGGAAAAGAUGAGGCAGUUACAAGAAUGUAGAGAUGAAGAAGAGGCAAGCCAGGAAGAGAUGGCUUCACGUUUUGAAAUAGAAAAAAGAGAGAGCAUGUUUGUCUUCUCUUCAGAUGAUGAAGAAGUUACACCGGCAAGAGAUGUAUCUAGGCACUUUGAGGAUACUAGUUACGGCUAUAAGGAUUUCUCUAGACAUGGGAUGCAUGUUCCAACAUUUCGGGUCCAGGACUAUUGCUGGGAAGACCAUGGUUAUUCUUUGGUAAAUCGCCUUUAUCCAGAUGUGGGACAAUUGAUUGAUGAGAAGUUUCACAUUGCUUACAAUCUUACUUAUAAUACAAUGGCAAUGCACAAAGAUGUUGAUACCUCAAUGCUCAGACGUGCUAUUUGGAACUAUAUUCACUGCAUGUUUGGAAUAAGAUAUGAUGACUAUGACUAUGGUGAAAUUAACCAGCUAUUGGAUCGUAGCUUUAAAGUUUAUAUCAAAACUGUUGUGUGCACUCCUGAAAAGGUUACCAAAAGAAUGUAUGAUAGCUUCUGGAGGCAAUUCAAGCACUCUGAGAAGGUUCAUGUUAAUCUGCUUCUUAUAGAAGCUAGAAUGCAAGCAGAACUCCUUUACGCUCUGAGAGCCAUUACCCGCUAUAUGACCUGAUGCCUUUCCUCCAUUAAGGAUGAUGGAAUGAUCAGCAGAUGUAGUCUACAAGGGGAAGGUACUAGCCCCAGGACCAAUGGUAGAUAAAAAGAAUUCAGAAAUCCAUUGUGCCAUGAUUCCUUUAGUUUCUGCUAUUUUACUGUGGAAAUACUGCUGCUGGCACGAGCAGUGGAUGCUUGGCAGCUUUAAGUUUAGAACUGUGAAGAAGGGCUGCCAUUCACAGUAUUUUGCUUUUUGACAGUACAAGAUGCUGUAUAACUGUUUUAAUACAGCAAAUAGUAACUCUCCAAAUCCUGUUGCUUUUAUGUUAAAUAAGAUAACAAGAAUUGGAGCAUGCAAAGAAUGGGUCUUGGAUAAUGGUGUAAGCUUUUAUAAAGAAUUUUAGAUCUUGGUGCUGCUAUUCCUGCUGGUGGAAUGAAUAGAGUGGCUGUUCCAGUCAAGCUAUUAGUAAUAAAAGUGAACACUGCUACUAUCUGAGCCUACAUACAUGAUUUGUGUGGUUUCAAAUUAAACCUGCAUAUGUGUUAACUUUUUGCAUCUAAAAAAGCAUAGAACUAUAUAGCUCAGCAGACCUUUUUUUUUUUAGUUAUGGGAUGACAUUAAAUUACAGUGGCAUUCUUAAAGAUUUUCUUCAAAAAGUAAUCUUAAAUUGUGUAUAAAUAGGAAAAGCUGUCUAUCUUUUGAUAUGCUCUUCCCCAAGAUUCUCUGACACUGGAGGGCAUCUGUCUUUGUGCAGUAUUUUUUUUUUCCAGCACCAAGGUUGUGGGAAAAGUUGCUAUAGACUGCUGCGCAGUCCCAGGUGCAUCCUAUCCCUGUUCCUACCCACAUUAUGGCCCCUACUUUAAAGGUUGUGCAGCUCCUUAAGUGAUAAAGCUGGAAAAUACUUUGUCAGGUCAUCAAUUUGAUUUAUAAAAAUGCUAACUUUGAAAUGCAAACAGGUUUGAAAAAAUGUAUUAAGUACUUUGUAUUUGGGAAGCGUGAAUUGCUUUUGAACUGUCAGUAUUAUUGGUAUUUUUCAAUAAAGAAUAAUUUUUCUCCAAUUUUAUUUGCUGUCUUACUACCUUAAAAAGCCUUGAUUCACUACCAGUAACAAUUCUGAAUUUGUGUUUACUUAGAUUUGCCAAGCAUAUUCACAACUUUAGUGCUAUAGUCAAAUGAGAGAUUGCUAUUAAGUGACAAAACUUGGAAAGCCAUUAAGAAGGAUAUUAAAAAAAAAAGUGCACCUUUAAGAGCUUAUCUAACACUUAUAUUUUUAGCUUGGAAAUGACUGGUAUAGGUCCCUUUUGAAUGAAUAUUUUGGAGUUCAAAUUUAAUUAAUAGGGAUUAAAAACUAGAGCAUAUUAGGGAGUAACUGCAGCAAAAAAUGACACUGUCAAACAACUACAUGUACCUCUAAUUUUAGUCAGAGUUGUUGAAUAGCUUUUAUUCCUCAAACUAUUGCUAAAGGCUUAAUCUAGUCCCUGUAAAUUUAUAUCAUGUGGAUAGGAAGGGGAUGCUUAAUUUUGAGGAGAGGGACUUAUGAUUUCAAGGAUAUACCCUAAAUCAGAAGACAAGGCUAUUACCUUAGAAAGUAAGCCAAUUUCUAGUUAACUUACAAUAAUGUAUACAUGGUCCUAUACAUUAAAUUUGUAUCAUGCCUUUGCCUUCUUUUGCCUGCUUCUGAGUUGUCUUACCAUAGUAAUACAGGUAAAUCUAACAAGUACUGGAUAUCUGGCUCCAAAUUUUUAUUCAUUCUGCUGUUUUUUUACACAUCCUUUGAAAAUACAAAAAUUUCUAAAAGAAGUUCUAAUCAGUAGUAGAUGAUCACAAAACAAGAUCAGCUGAAUGCAUUAUUUUAGUCUAUUGAGGCUUAUAAUCUAAGAAAUCGCAAGUUGAAAUGAAAAAAAUUUAAUAAAAAUAUACGCUCAUAUCUAAAGUGAAAAAGGCAUGCAUGUGAUACAAAGUUAAUAUUUUAAUGCCUCCCAUUUAACAGGUGCUUCCUGUUACUCAGCAUGUUUCUCAAAACUGACCACACUGGAUUUAAUGUUACUAGCAUAGUCAUUGAAAUUAAUGGUUUCCAAAAUUAUUAGGGACGGUAAAAUGGAACACUCUGAGACAUGAGGAUCUCCUCCCACCCACAAGGAUUUUUUUCGUAAAUAAUUAUGGAGAUUUAUGAUUGUAGAUUCCAGAAUUCAAUUUUUGAGACAUGAGUCUUGAUUUUAAAAAAAUAUAUGAAAUAUGAUUCUUUUGGUAAAAUUUAGGGAACUUUUUUUUCAAAUCAUGAAAAGAUCCUCUAUCACCAGGGCAAUGCAAAUCAAAGCCAUUAGACAAAUCACCUCACACCUGUUAAAACAGCAACUGUAGCAAAACAAAAAUAUCACUCCAAUAAUAUAUUUCUUUUGCAAGAGUAUUUCAUAGGAAGGGCUCUGAA
Talpa occidentalis (Iberian mole) is the source of this 4544-nucleotide messenger RNA. It is a transcript of the gene SESN1, whose product is annotated as sestrin 1. The coding region runs from base 479 to 2134 and encodes 551 amino acids. Gene Ontology annotation, biological process: cellular response to L-leucine; negative regulation of TORC1 signaling; regulation of response to reactive oxygen species. The transcript has 10 exons. The record is from RefSeq and is a predicted model, not a curated record. Lineage: Eukaryota; Metazoa; Chordata; Mammalia; Eulipotyphla; Talpidae. Gene Ontology annotation, molecular function: oxidoreductase activity, acting on peroxide as acceptor; L-leucine binding. Gene Ontology annotation, cellular component: nucleus.